Messenger RNA from Caenorhabditis bovis, 936 nucleotides. NCBI's taxonomy places the organism in Eukaryota, Metazoa, Nematoda, Chromadorea, Rhabditida, Rhabditidae. The record is from the annotation of a GenBank genome assembly.
AUGGUUAUCUUUCUACUCUUCAUGUGUGUUCUCAAUGUGGCUGCCAAUCAAAAACCGAGUACUUCUGAAUUUGGUUCGGAGCAUCUCAUAUGCAAACAUUUAUUCGACGAAGAUACUUUCAUGCAAUUUUCAUUGGGAAGCAUUAAUGAACCUAAUAUUACUCACUUGACAUCAACUCGUUCAAACUCAAAACCGCUCAAAACGGUGCAGUUGGAAAAUUUGAAUCUCCGUUCGGUUCAAUUUGAUGGCAGGCCAACGCCACCUCCAACUCGCCCGAAGCCUGAUCCUGUAAAGGAUUGUCGACUGUAUUCUCAUUCCAAGGAUCCAAGAAAAAAAGGCUGGAUAUUAGAUGGCCGGCCAACGCCACCUCCAACUCGCCCGAAGCCUGAUCCUGUAAAGGAUUGUCGACUGUAUUCUCAUUCCAAGGAUCCAAGAAAAAAAGGCUGGAUAUUAGAUGGCCGGCCAACGCCACCUCCAACUCGCCCGAAGCCUGAUCCGGUGAAGGAUUGCCGACUGUAUUCAAAAAAUCCGAAAAUGGGAAGGAACUCUAGAAAAAAUAAAUCCAAUCCGACUCAUAAAUCCGUUCAAUAUACUAAUAAGCUUAAAAUAGAGUCAUUAGUUCAACAAUUCGAGUCGUCAGUGAUAUUCCAACCGAAAACAAAUACUUCUGAUGUUAUCGACGUUCAGGCUCAAAUGCUGGCAAAUUUGGAAAUUACGGAAAAUGGUAGUCGAGCCAUUGCAUCACAAGAUGUUCCAACUAACAUUCCUCGCCGACGCCGUCAACGCCGUCGACGUCGUCGAAAACAGAAACCGUGGGAGCCAAAAAUGUCGAUGAUAGACGAAGAAAGGUUGACCCAGUCUCUAGGAAAUCGAUGCGAAGAAAAAGAAAUUAUUAGUGAUGAGAAAAUGGAUGAUGGUUGCAAAACGGGCCCAUGA